AGUUUGGAAUCAACCGCCCCCAAUGAAGUCUCGGUGUUAGUUUUUUCCCCGAAAAUUUUGCAAGUUGAAUAAAGUUUCGUCCCUUGUGCUGUACGUCUUCUAGCAGUGUCAAAAAUGAUGGAUGGUACAACCGAAGGACCUCCUCAAGAUGCCACACGUAGACUUCAACCCAAAAAACAGACUUUAGAUGAUGCUUAUGCAGCGCCUGCUAAUUUCCUUGAAAUUGACGUACUCAAUCCAAUUACUCAUGGGGUAGCCCGAAAACGUUAUACUGACUAUGAAGUACGCCUAAGGACAAACUUGCCAGUGUUUAAGUUAAAGGAUUCAAGUGUUCGGAGAAGAUAUAGUGAUUUUGAAUGGUUAAGAAAUGAAUUGGAAAGAGACAGCAAAAUUGUUGUACCUCCAUUGCCUGGAAAAGCUUGGAAGCGACAACUUCCAUUGAGAGGAGAUGAUGGCAUUUUUGAUGAAGAGUUUAUUGAAGAUAGAAGAAAGGGGUUAGAAAGUUUCAUAAAUAAGGUUGCCGGUCAUCCUUUGGCUCAAAAUGAACGAUGCCUUCACAUGUUCCUCCAAGACCCAACAAUCGAUAGAAAUUAUGUUCCUGGUAAAAUAAGGAACACGUGAAAAUCAUAAGCAAAAACAGCACUAGAGUUCAACUUUGUGAAGUCCUUGAUUCAAGAUGUUGUACAUUCAUUUUUGAGGGGGGCAUUGUUUGUUCUUUAUCUUCUUUCUCUGAUCUAUUUAUAAUUGAAACUUGAUGAAGUUUUGCAAGCUUUAUUUUUUUGGCUUUAAAUUGGCUUGAAAAUGUUAUUGUUAAUAUUUUUAUCAGGUAAAAAAUAUAAAUAGAUUAUUUAUGUAUGAAUUUAAAUCAAAUAUAGGAAAAAUUUAUAUGUAUUUAAAGAAAUUGGAAAGUAAGAUAUAUCUCAUCACACAUUCCAGUAUGCCUUGUGAAAUUUAUGAAAAAUGAUUCUUGUUUUUUGAUUGCAUGGUUAUGAAUAUAAAUUGAUUGUUAAACCAGCAUGAUUGUUGUUUAAUGAAAUAUUUCAAAAAUUUCUAUAUAUUUGCUAUUUGUUUUAUCACUCAAUUUUUUUUACUAAAGAACAGUUUUUUUCUGACUGUUUGUGUAAAAGAACAUUGUACAUUUUUCUUAGCUGCAAUGAAGUUGUAAACUAUAUAUAGGUAAUAAAUUACAUUUUAAAUCUUC
Argiope bruennichi is the source of this 1201-nucleotide messenger RNA. It is a transcript of the gene Snx3, whose product is annotated as sorting nexin-12-like. Gene Ontology annotation, cellular component: early endosome membrane; retromer complex. The transcript is spliced from 4 exons. Lineage: Eukaryota; Metazoa; Arthropoda; Arachnida; Araneae; Araneidae. Gene Ontology annotation, molecular function: phosphatidylinositol-3-phosphate binding. The coding region runs from base 115 to 621 and encodes 168 amino acids. The record is from RefSeq and is a predicted model, not a curated record. Gene Ontology annotation, biological process: late endosome to Golgi transport; endocytic recycling.